AUGACGGACACACUACACAACGUCCCUAUAGUGCUAGACAAUGGCUCUGGUACCAUUCGCGCCGGAUUCGCAGGUGAUGAUCUGCCAAAAUGCUAUUUUCCUUCGUUUGUAGGUCGGCCGAAACAUCUUCGAGUACUGGCAGGCGCAUUAGAAGGCGACGUGUUUAUUGGGGAUCGGGCUCAGGAGCUUCGAGGGCUGCUCAAAAUUCGCUAUCCGCUGGAACAUGGAAUCGUCACCGAUUGGGAUGAUAUGGAAAGGAUUUGGGAAUAUGUUUAUGGGGAAGGGUUGAAAACUUUGAGCGAAGAGCAUCCAGUACUAUUAACAGAACCACCGCUGAACCCAAGGAGCAAUCGCGAUACCGCUGCCCAAAUACUAUUCGAAACAUUUAACGUCCCUGCGUUAUACACUUCAAUACAAGCAGUACUGUCAUUAUAUGCUUCCGGGCGUACAACUGGAAUAGUACUGGACGCUGGAGACGGUGUCUCCCAUGCAGUCCCUGUGUAUGAAGGGUUCGCUAUGCCAAGUUCCAUACGAAGAAUAGAUGUGGCUGGACGAGAUGUGACUGAGCACAUGCAAACGCUAUUACGAAAAGCUGGAUAUGUUUUCCAUACCAGUGCUGAGAAGGAGGUCGUGCGAAUGAUUAAAGAGAAAGUCAGCUACGUAGCAGCAGACCCAAAACGAGAAGAGAAAGAGUGGACAAGUGCGAAGUUGGGCGACGGCAAGACGGUGGAGUAUGCCCUGCCGGAUGGAAAUAAAAUAAAGAUAGGAGCAGAACGAUUCCGUGCACCCGAAAUUCUCUUCGAUCCGGAAAUUAUUGGCCUCGAGUACCCAGGAAUCCAUCAGAUCGUGGUGGACGCCAUCAACCGUACAGAUCUCGACUUACGGAAAUCGCUAUUUGGCAAUAUUGUGUUGUCUGGUGGUAGUACAUUGACCAAGGGGUUCGGUGACAGGUUAUUACAAGAAGUACGACGGCUGGCUGUAAAGGAUAUGAGGAUCAAAAUCUCCGCUCCACCUGAACGGAAAUAUUCUACAUGGAUUGGAGGUAGUAUUUUGGCGGGUUUGAGCACGUUCAAAAAGAUGUGGGUCAGCAUCGACGAUUGGCAUGAGAAUCCGGACAUCAUACACACUAAAUUUACAUGA
Glarea lozoyensis ATCC 20868 is the source of this 1140-nucleotide messenger RNA. Its product is annotated as Actin-like ATPase. The transcript is spliced from 4 exons. Lineage: Eukaryota; Fungi; Ascomycota; Leotiomycetes; Helotiales; Helotiaceae. The coding region runs from base 1 to 1140 and encodes 379 amino acids. The record is from RefSeq and is a predicted model, not a curated record.